AUGCCUUCCAAGACCCAAAAGUCGCUUGAGGCUCUCGUGGCCUAUUUCAAACAGUCGAAGAGCCGCCGCGCUACGAUUGUGCGUGGGCAAGGCGAGCCUGGUCACCGAGCUGCCCCAGCGCGUGGGGGAAACAAUGAUGCAAGAUUCGGAAGCCGUAUUGAUAUCGGAGAAAUUACUGACAAAGCAGGUAAGGAAUAUCGACGGUACAAAUUCCAGUUCAAUUUGAACGCGGGAGAUUCCACUCUCAAGAAAAAGGCCGCUCAAGAUUCCCACGAGGGUUAUUCGACCGCAGAUGUGGAGAUUCAAGACGAUAGGACAGAGGGGGAAGAAGAGCAGGCGAUGCGAGAGUUUGAGGAGGAAAUGUCAAAGAACUUGAGAGAAUCGAGAUUAGUCACUUGA
This is a messenger RNA of Aspergillus nidulans FGSC A4, 399 nucleotides long. RefSeq lists its product as uncharacterized. The coding region runs from base 1 to 399 and encodes 132 amino acids. The transcript is spliced from 2 exons. The record is from RefSeq and is a predicted model, not a curated record. NCBI's taxonomy places the organism in Eukaryota, Fungi, Ascomycota, Eurotiomycetes, Eurotiales, Aspergillaceae.